AUGGCGGAGCAAUGGUGCAAGCUUGGUUCGUGGCGCAUAUGUCGUCAAUGCCACAGUGUGCGCCCGCGUCCUUUCCAACCGGGAGAUUUACGGCGCGUCGCCCAGCCCACCGUCAAGACCUGCACUCUGUGUCGGCGCGGUGCGCGCGUGCCGCAGCCAGGUGAUGUGCCCGAACCUUUGCGCGAACUCUCUGCAGACGUGGUGCUAGCCCUGCGGCCACUGGACGUGGACACUGGCAGCUAUGAGCGAGCUCCACACGGUUACCGCGUCCAUGCAUCCAUGGUCCGGUUUGCAUGGGCCGCCAAAGACGUCGAAACCAAGAUCGCGCAGCUGUCGCACGCGCGGGAGCGGAAGCAGGCCAAGCGGGCAUUUCGCUAUCUGACAGAAUCGGAGCAGGGCCGGUCGACUUCGGCUUACGCUGACUUCGUGGAACGCCAUCGCCGCUUCUUGACUACCCACGAAGACGCCGCGGAGCAGGUGCGAAAGCGGCCGCUUCGCUUUCUGGAGGAACGAGCCCUGGAGUGCGCGCUGUGGCCGCACCUAUACUGGGAUACGUCCCUCUGCGAAACAGUUGUUCGCCUUACAGACGUGCGCCGGCAGCGGCCGGUCCGGCCGAGGGCCUGCAUGUCCAGCGGCGAGGAAGACGCAGGCUGCACCACCUCGGACGAAGACUCCGCGUCUUCUGCGUCCGCAGACAGUGCCGGAGAGCUCGCCUCUGCUGCCGGCCGGCACAGUGUACGCCGCAGUUUCCUGAACAAAGUUCUGGGACCCAUCGUGGGAUACUCCGAGGACUAUGAGCUUUUGCAUUUCGUGUAUGAUUUGGUUAUGUGGAGCUCUCUGGGCGGAACGAAGAACUCGGCGAGCAGUAUCCCUUUGCGCCUGGCCGUCAAGAAGGCGUCGUGGUCGCCGGAAUAUUGGCGUACUCGGCAUCUGGCCUUGCUGGACCUUCAGCGUCAGGUUGGCCUGCCUCACUUAUUUCGGACGCGAGCUCCCUAUGAACGCUCUUUUCCAUACCAUAUGUGGGUUCUCCACGAGAUGGCCCUGGCCGGACGCGGUCGACUGGAGCUCGCAGGGCCGGAGACACUUCACAUGGCUCAUGUUCUCAAAGAGCUCGACCGCGGGUAUUUCAGCGGCAUGAACCGGCGCACUGUCGGUCGCCGAGAUCGACAGUGGAAAGACCAUCUCCUCGCCGCAGCUGACGGUUCGGAUGUUAACACCGUGCUUAAUUUCGUUUCUCGCUUGGAGUUUCAAGAUGGAAAGCGAAAGACCGGCACCCAGCGAUACCACGGGCGCGGCGCGGUUCACUCUCACUCCUUGGACUAUCUAGAGAACGUCGGUGCGGUGCGACUGCACGAGAAGCUGAGUGCCUCGGUGCCACAACAAGCGGAAGCCGUGAUCACGCGGGGCAUCGUCCUAGACUCGCAGCUAGACAGAAAUAACAGCAAGGUGGACAUCCGAGAAGAACCCUCUGCGUGGGACGACGCAGAGCAGAAGGUGCUCUUACACCACACCGAGGAAGACCAUGCCCGCCAUGUCCGCGCAUAUUUUCCUGAAGCUUUGCAGGUAAGCAAGUGCCAUGAAGACGUCCUGCAGGCAGACGGGCACGGUGCACUCAUGCGCUACGUCGCGACGUACCAGCAAAAGUUCAGUGGGAGCUUUGCUGGUGAUUGGUUGAACGACGAAGCGUCAGACUAUAGCGUGGCGCGACGCAUUCUCUUUGACCACCACCCACUCGAACCUGAAAUGUGGCUCAGCCUUGCUGGUGCCAUGUUUCCUCAAUUUUCUUUCGGCGGCGCUUUGGUGGAUAUCUUCGCGCCCUACCCCGGCAUGGAGCACAAGCCGGACUUUGUCGUUCGCUACGAAACUUGCAGCUGGAGAGGGGAGAGCAUGACCUUGCUGGACUUCCUGCGGAAAAGCAAUUCUGUCGGCGCCAUCCUGCAGUGGGUGCGUCGCAAGCACAAGGCGACGGAGCCAGCUGGCGCCGAUUCUGUCGAGGAAUUCGCACGCAGCUGUCCCGCUCGUGGGGAGAAAGCUGUUGCCGCCGCUUGCGUCUCCCGCCUGCGAGACCGAUACUACGGCCAGUGGCUUGCACUGCACUGCCCGUUUGCUCAGUUAGACGACUUCUUCGUGCCCGAAAUCCAAGAGAAGGUCCCGGAAAGAUAUCAGCUUUUCGCCACCGCGUUGCACUGGCGUGCCGAUUAUUGGACCAACUUGGACCAACUCCGCGCGGACAUGCAACUGGAAGCAUGCAGCAGCGACCACAUCGAGACGGUGUGUAACCUCGUGCGUGCCCAAACUCAUCUCGUCGGUCGCUACCUCCAAGGAGAUCUCGUCCGAGAAGAUGUGCGGGAUGCCAUCGAGGAGGUGGAAGCGGAAGCGGCAGAAGCUCCGCGACCGGCAGACGGCGACGUGCCGUUGGUGCUCGAUGCUUCGCAGCGUCGCCUGCAGCGCUUGAUCGAUCUCAGCGUGCAGCGAUCCUUGGACGCUCGAGCGGCAGAGGACGAUGACGCGCUGGACGACAUCGCUCUGGACGCGCACAAUACUAACCGCAUAUUGGCGGCUGUCGGGCCGCCGGGCUCAGGUAAGACUAGUGCCGUUCAUGCUUGCAUUCGGCGGUGGCAUGCGCGAGGGGCCCGCAUUCUUUUCGCUUUGCCCACGGGACAGCUAGCCGCUCAGAUGCGACGCCUGCAUCCGGAUAUCGAUGUGGACACAUGCCACGGUGCAUUCUUGUUCCAUAAAGAAAUCUCCGAAGCCUUGCCCAUCCUCAGCUCUUACGACCUGGUCAUUGUGGACGAGUUGUCGAUGCUCACCAGCGAGCACUUCGAUCGUCUGGACACUAUGUGGCGUGCAGCGGAUCGCUUGCCCUGCAUGGUUUUCCUUGGUGAUUUCUGGCAGCUGCCCGGGCCGCAGCAGCCGCCGAGCAAAGUGUCAGACAGCCAGGCAUGGAACGGUGUCAAGCAGAUAAUGUUCAACACUAUGCACCGCUGCGAAGAUGCGCGCCUGGCCAAGAAGCUUGCAGCUCUGCGAACCGCUGUUCCUAGCAAGCGUCUCUUGAAACAGAUUGCCAACCGAGCCCAUCGCGCUUGGACCGACGCCGAGCCCACUGCUUACGACGUCCUCGAGGUGUUUCGAAGGACAGACUACGCAACAUCCAUGGUCACGUGCACCAGGAAGGGCGCGCAGACGCUGAACGAUCUUGCGGUGGAUGUGCUGUUCAGGCACCGGCACCAGACGCCCCUAGGAGAGCUGCCCUUCGAUUGGGAAAUGGACCCAGGCAACUACACGCAAGAUGGCACUUUGUGCUCUGAUGCUCCGCCAAAAUCCAUGCCCACCAGGGUGUACAAGGACAUGCGUGUGUUCCUUACCAAGAACUUGAACAAGAGACAAGACUUUGUGAAUGGCAUGGGUUGCAAGGUACUCGACUAUCACGAGCGUAGUGGUUGUCUAACCGUGCUCACCGACACUGGCAAGCGGCUUGCCGUGAGCGCUGUUCGUGAGCGCGUUGGCACUCACGACGUGGACUACUUCCCGCUCCGCCUGGGGUACGCUUCGACCGUGCAAAAGGUACAAGGGCAAACGCUGAAGCAUAUUACGCUUUGGCUUGACCGGCCCUGCUGCCGGGCUGCGGGGUAUGUGGCGCUGAGUCGGGUGCGACAUGACGAGGACUAUCUUAUCGCUGGCAAAAUCCGCCCGCACCAUUUCACACCUGCGAUGUGA
Molecule: messenger RNA, 3717 nt
Organism: Symbiodinium sp. CCMP2592
Lineage: Eukaryota; Dinophyceae; Suessiales; Symbiodiniaceae
Source: the annotation of a GenBank genome assembly